Molecule: messenger RNA, 1599 nt
Organism: Penicillium digitatum Pd1
Lineage: Eukaryota; Fungi; Ascomycota; Eurotiomycetes; Eurotiales; Aspergillaceae
Source: RefSeq, a predicted model, not a curated record
AUGACCCGGAAGGCCAAAGCAGCCAUUGUCGUGCUCUCGAGCCUGAUCGCUUAUGUAUCCAUCAACAGCAUAAUCCACGUACUCCGGCCGACUGCUUUUGUCUGGUCUGCAGAGGACCGGGAGGAGCGGAGCUGGAUCGCGAGCUCGCGCUCGUGGUUCGACCGCAAAUCCUGCCGAUGGCUCGGCAUCUGUGGCGCAGCCCACGUACAAACCGUGCACGGGAAAUUCGGACAUCGCGAUCCAGCAGAGUGGGUUAAUGCACAAGAUGCCGAGCCAGAGGCACCCUGGCGGUCCUUUUGGCUUAGCGGGACUGGUGAGGCCGAGUGGGAUGCCGAAGAGCGGGCUCGGCGGCAGAUCCCGGGCUAUGUUUUUCAUCACGCCCCACUCGUUCACCUUUAUUCUGGCGAGCAAUUCUGGCCGGGGGAUAUCGCAGAGCACCUGCAUCAUUCCACUCCGACUCUGAAUUACACUCCAAUUCAGGCCCAAUGGGACCAUCCGACGCUGGCCGAUCUGGACGAGUUGAACAAGUGGGGGUCACGGCACGUUUUUUUGACGAGCAAUGAUGAUGUACAGACGCGUCCACCAUGGCUCGAGGGUGAUAAGAAUAUACCGAAAACGGAUGGGAACCACGACGAAGAAUCCUGGGCUGAUUGGGAUGGCCGAAUCGAUGGUGAUAUUCCCGGUGACACGGAGGAAGAUCGUUCCAAGUGGUACGACUUCCACCAAUUGCAAGAAGACGCUGCCGCUGUAGACGAAUCCAACACCAAUGAACAUUUUCAAGCCCAGCAAAUACUCAAAGAGGAGAUUCGCAAGCGCUACGGUGGAGAGGAGAUCUAUGAUAAUGGUGCUGGUGGUCGAAGCGAUGCCCCGGCAAUCCUAGUGGUGGUGGACAAGGGCAACGGAAUUGUCGAUGCGUUCUGGUUCUACUUUUACAGCUUCAACCUCGGUAACACUGUUGUCAACGUGCGGUUCGGAAAUCACGUCGGCGACUGGGAGCAUUGUCUGGUGCGGUUCCACAAUGGCAAACCGAAAGCGCUCUUCUUCAGUGCCCACCAGGGCGGAGAGGCUUACAGCUACGAAGCUGUUGAGAAGAUCGGACAACGCGUAAGGACCCAAAUCAAAAAAGUUGCAAGAAUCAUUUCACUAAUACUACCUUGGCAGCCCGUCAUCUACUCCGCCGAGGGCAGCCAUGCCAUGUACGCUACAGCCGGAGUACACGAGUACCUUCUCCCCUGGGGACUGCUGCAUGAUGUGACCGACCGUGGUCCACUAUGGGAUCCCCUUCUGAACUCACAGGCCUACACCUACGACUUCGAUACCGAGAAUCUACGGGCGUCCACCUUCAGCCCCUCUGCCCCAACUGAAUGGUUCCAUUACAGAGGCCACUGGGGUGACAAGUUCUACCAACUAGGCGAUUCUCGUCAGUAUCGAUUUGCAGGCCAGUACCACUUCGUUAAUGGACCCACUGGCCCAAAGUUCAAACAUCUCAACCGCCAUAAGGUGUGCCAGGGCCCUGACCGUGCUCCCUGUGUCAUCAAGAACUUCAUUGAUCGAGGGAAACGACCUCAGCGGUGGGGCUUAAGCAGCCCGAGAGAGUAG